AUGAACGUGAUGGCAGCUGACGUGUGCAGCCACGUCAAGGUGGUGGUACGAGUAAGGCCUGCCACUGAAAAUGAGAAACGAAAAAAAUGCUGGAACGUGAUCCAGGUCGUCGAUAACCACAUGCUCGUAUUUCACCCCAAAGAAGAGGACCAGUCAUGCUUUGGCACACAAAGAGUCCGAAACAGGAAUAUUAACAAGAGGGCUAACAAAGACCUCAAGGUUGUUUUUGAUGAGUACUCGACACAACAAGAUCAUUUUGAGAAUACUGCCAAAGGUGUACUGGAUGGUGUGAUGAACGGCUUCAACUGGACAGUUUUUGCCUAUGGAGCAACUGGAGCUGAUAAACACACGAUGUUAGGCUCACAAAGUGAGUCUGGGGUGAUGUACCGCACCAUGAAUGAGCUGUUCCGGCGCAUGGAUGAUGCCAAGGAGGAGAAAGCGUUUAUGGUGGCAUUUUCUUAUCUUGAGGUUUACAAUGAACAGAUCCGAGACUUAUUGGCAAAUGCAGGCCCCCUGGCAGUCAGAGAAGAUCGUUCAAAAGGAGUAGUCGUCCAAGGUCUCACUCAACACAAGCCAAAAUCUGCUCAGCACAUACUUGAGGCAUUGGAUUUUGGCAAUCGCAACCGGACCCAGCACCCCACUGAUGCAAAUGCCACUUUCAGAUCCCAUGCUGUCUUUCAGAUCUAUUUGCAGCAAUAGGAAAAAAACGCCAGUCUCAAUACAAAUGUCUGCGUUGCUAAAAUGAGCCUAAUAGACCUUGCAGGAUCUGAGAGGACAAGCGCCACCAAUGCCAAAGGGGCAAGGUUGCGAGAAUUGGCCAACAUCAACCGCUCACUCAUGGCCCUUGGAAAUGUUAUACAUGCGCUUGCUGACCCAAAGACUAAGAAAACAAACAUCCCUGACAGAGACGGCAAACUGACACGGCUGCUGAAGGAUUCUCUGGGAGGAAACUGCCACACAGUCAUGAUUGCCAACGUCAGCCCGUCCUCGCUGUCUUAUGACGACACACAUAACAUGCUGAAAUAUACCAACAGAGCAAAGGAGAUAAAGUCCUCUCUUAAGAGUAAUGUCAUGAGUCUGGACAGUCACAUCGGCCAAUGCGCAGUGACAUGUGAGAAGCAGUGGCAAGAGAUUGUGCAAUUAAAGCAGAAACUUAAAUAGUACGAAGAGAGGGGAACUGUGCCGAGCACCGCCAACACCUCCCAUCUCAGCAACAAGCAGAGAUAA
Molecule: messenger RNA, 1227 nt
Organism: Synchiropus splendidus (mandarinfish)
Lineage: Eukaryota; Metazoa; Chordata; Actinopteri; Syngnathiformes; Callionymidae
Product: kinesin-like protein KIF18A
Biological process (GO): mitotic spindle organization; microtubule-based movement
Molecular function (GO): ATP binding; microtubule binding; microtubule motor activity
Source: RefSeq, a predicted model, not a curated record